AGGGGCCUCAGAGUUGACUGAAUUCAACAAAAAGGAUUUGGUUCCUGCAGAUCACUGCUGAGGACCCCACCAUGUAGCAGGGCCCAGCAAGAGCGCGCACUAGGUCCAGCCCGCGUGGGCUCAGCCACCGCAGGCCACCAUCCCCAGCUUAGCAAGCAGGCCAUGGGGAAGCUCCUGGUUGCCAAAAGCAAACAGGCCGCCCAGGGAAGUUUUGCUGUGGGUCACACCCGCUUCUGGACGGCUGCCAAUCUUCCUGCCAGAAACCGCAGGCCCGCUGAAGCCGCUGGGAGUCCGGACCACGGGGCUUAGGAGGACUUGGGUCAACUCUGCAAAGGGGGUGUCUGCGGAGCACUUUCUGGACCUACAGCACCCCCUCCACUGCCAGGGUCGGCCAGGGGGUCUGGGGCAGGGCUCCAGCGGCUCCAGCAGCAGCUUGGGUAGGCCCUUUGGGGCUGGGAGGAGCUAGUGAGGCCCCUGCCAGCCUGUCACAGGCUCUCGGCAUUGGCACUGGCUCUGACUUUCACACGCACGCACACACACAUACACACACAGACACUGCCAAGCACCCCCUUGGUGGCCUCGGAGGUCUCACCUCCAGGUAAAUGGGCUCAUCAGUGGGAAGAUGAGGAUGGGAGAGAAGCAGGGCUACAAAGGCCAGCCUGUGUGUGUGUGCGUGUGUGUGUGUGUGUGUGUGUGUGCGCGUGCCUGGGAGUGACCUCACAGCCGCCGGAACAUAAAGACUUACAGGUCCUGCCUCCGAGGCUCAAAGCUGGCUCCGUGGGGGACACAGUGACAUGAGAGGCACAUUUCAGACCCACCUCCUCGCCUUCUCCCUCCUCUGUCUCCUCUCCAAGGUGUGUGCCCAGCUGUGCCCCACACCAUGUGCCUGUCCCUGGCCACCACCCCGAUGCCCACUGGGGGUGCCCCUGGUGCUGGACGGCUGCAACUGCUGCCGGGUAUGUGCGCGGCGGCUGGGGGAGCCCUGCGACCAUCUCCACGUCUGCGACCUCAGCCAGGGCCUGGUCUGCCAGCCCGGGGCGGGCCCUGGAGGCCGGGGGGCCGUGUGCCUCUGGGGAGAAGAUGACGGCAGCUGCGAGGUGAACGGCCGCCUCUACCGGGACGGGGAGACCUUUCAGCCUCACUGCAGGCUCCGCUGCCGCUGCGAGGACGGCGGCUUUACGUGUGUGCCCCUGUGCAGCGAGGACGUGCGGCUCCCCAGCUGGGACUGUCCGCACCCCAGGAGGGUGGAGGUCCCGGGCAAGUGCUGCCCUGAGUGGGUGUGCGACCAGGGAGGAGGGCUGGGAGUCCAGCCCCUCCCAGCCCAAGGACCCCAGUUUUCUGGCUUUGUCGCCCCUCCAGCCCCUGGCGUCUCCUGCCCGGAAUGGAGCACCGCCUGGGGUCCCUGCUCGACCACCUGCGGCCUGGGCGUGGCCACCCGAGUGUCCAAUCAGAACCGUUUCUGCCGCCUGGAAACCCAGCGCCGCCUGUGCGUACUGGGGCCCUGCCCACCCGCCAGGGGCCACAGCCCAAGGAGCAGAGCCUUUUAGAGCCAGGCUGAGGAUGGAGACUCUAUGUCAGCCGCUCGGCAGGCAGUCUGGGCUGCAGGCCACAGUCCGGCUUGGGUCUGCCAUCCGGGCCCUGGAGGACAAGCGUGUUCCCAGGCCAGCUGGUCCCUCUGGACCCUGAGAUGCCGCAGGAAGCACUCCCUAGUCCCCCUCGCUCUCACUCACAGCCUGGGAGAAUGGCCAGGUUUCCUCUGAGCCAUUCACAGCCUUUAUCAAAGAUGCACACAGAGCUUUUUCCAGGAGAUGGACAACCAUCUCCCCCUUAAUCAUUAGAGUGAAGCAGGUGCUGGGCUGGAUGGGCUGUUUUUCUAGGGGUGUGGCGAAGAGGGGCAAAGAGAUUCUCAACCUCCUGCUUCCUUUCCUGGAGUGAGGUAUGAACAUCCCUGAACACACAUCUGUGUGUCACACUUGUGCUGAGAAAACCCUCCCUCCCCACCCUGGGCAGAAUUCAGGGAUUGAAUUCUACGUAAAUCACCCUGUUUUGAAGACAGUCAAAAUGGGACCCUUAAAUGUCCCUUAAAGGGACCCAUCAAACCCAAUUUGUAUUAGUAAGAAUUAACUGUUUUCAUGACUCUGCCAUGCGCCAGGCCAAGCUACACAUUAUACAAGUCAGUGCUGGGAAACACUCUGGACUAGAGAACAGCAAGGGAGGAUGAAGGAUGCCUCCCAGAAACCGGGGAACACGGCCUGAAAUAAACCAACCCUCGUGUGAAAUCCUGUUUGAAGUCACAUGUUUUAUUGUUUCUCUGUUCUCGUCCAGUUGCUCAGUUGUAUCCGACUCUUUGCGACCCCAUGGACUGCAGCAAGCCAGGCUUCCCUGUCCCUCCCCAUCUCCCGGGUCUGCCCAAGUGUAAAAACAAACAAACGAAAAUGCCACAUACAAAUGUUAUGUCCUCUUCUGCAGUCUACCUGUAUUUGUUUAAAAAUAAAAACUAUGUUUUCAUC
Messenger RNA from Capra hircus (goat), 2510 nucleotides. It is a transcript of the gene CCN5, whose product is annotated as WNT1 inducible signaling pathway protein 2. Gene Ontology annotation, biological process: cell adhesion; signal transduction. Gene Ontology annotation, molecular function: integrin binding; heparin binding. The transcript is spliced from 4 exons. The record is from RefSeq and is a predicted model, not a curated record. Bases 795 to 1547 code for a protein of 250 amino acids. Lineage: Eukaryota; Metazoa; Chordata; Mammalia; Artiodactyla; Bovidae. Gene Ontology annotation, cellular component: extracellular region; extracellular matrix.